AUGAAUGAUCGAAAUCAGCGAACAUCUCUUACUGAAUAUUUUAAAACGAAUACACAAGAUCCGGAUGCAAGAAACUUGCUUUAUGCCGAUUUUCCUUUGCACUAUACAUGGAAUAAAAAUACUAAAAAAUGGAAUAAACGUAAACGUGGAGGAUGUAUUGGAAGAAUAUUUAUGGUUCAUCCAAGCGAAGGUGAACGAUACUAUCUUCGUUUGUUAUUAACAAAAGUAAAAGGAGCUAGAAGCUUUGAAGAACUUAAAAGUGUUAAUGGAAUUAUGUAUACUACUUUUAAAAAAAGUGCUCAACAAAGAGGUUUUUUAGAAAAUGAUAAUGAGUAUCGGCAAUGUAUGAUUGAAGCUAAAGAAUUUCAAAUGCCUAGCCAAUUACGUGAUCUAUUUGCAACACUAUUAGUCUUUGGAAAUAUUACAGAUGUACAACAGCUAUGGAAUGAAAAUUUUAAUGCAAUGGCCGAAGACUUUAUGCACAAAGGAAUUUCCGAGGGACAAUAUCAAAUUCAAGCAGUUCUUCAAAGUUUAAAUAUAUUUUUACAAAGACAUGCAAGGACAGUAAUUGAUUAUGAUUUACCAGAAUUAAUUUUAGAAACGGAAAUUGAAAAUUUAUCAAAAAUACUUUUAGAAGAACUAUCUUAUUAUAUUGCUCCUGAGGAUCUUGCCAAGGCAAAUACAUUAAAUGAAGCUCAACGGAUAGUAUUUAAUGAAGUACUUAAUCUUAUAAAUCAAGAUAAAGGAGGUGUAUUAUUUAUAGAUGGUCCUGCCGGAAGUGGAAAAACUUAUGUUUAUGAUUGUCUUCUUUCCCAUAUACGAUCUAAUCAUCAAAUUGCAUUAGCAGUAGCCUCCUCUGGUAUUGCUGCAUUGUUAUUACAUGGCGGACGUACUGCACACUCUCGCUUUAAAAUACCAAUUAUUAUAGAUGAAAAUGCGACUUGCAAUAUUAAAAAGGGAACUGAUUUGGCUAUAUUACUUCAAAAAGCUGUUUUGAUCAUUUGGGAUGAAGCUCCAAUGUUGCACCGUCAUGUUUUUGAGGCUGUUGAUAAAACUUUAAGAGAUAUUAUGGAGAAUAAUUUCCCAUUUGGCAAUAAAAUCUUUUUAUUUGGAGGAGACUUUCGACAAGUUUUACCUAUAAUUUCUAAAGGUACCAGAGCUCAAAUAGUUAAUGCUUCUUUUAAUAAGUCCUAUUUAUGGCCACAUAUUCGUAUUUUUUCCUUAACUACAAAUAUACGAAUUUCAAAAGCUAUAAAUAAUAAAACAAAGACAUUUGCAGAUUACUUAUUAAGAAUUGGCAAUGGUACAGAACCUACAAUAGAAAAUGAUUUAAUUCGGCUUCCUGAUGAAAUAAUUAUUCGCUCACAAAAUAAUGAAGAUCAUAUUAAUUUAUUAAUAAAUGCAGUGUAUCCUAAUCUUACAAAAAAUAUUUUGAACACUGCCUUUAUAACAGAAAGAGCAAUAUUGACUUCAUUAAAUAGCGAUGUUGAUGAAAUUAAUGAGAGAAUUAUAACUAUAUGUCCUGGAAAUCAAUAUACAUACUAUAGUUUUGAUUCAACAACAGAAGACAACUUGAAUUUAUUUCCAGUUGAAUAUCUUAACUCUUUAACACCUCCGGGCCUUCCUCCACAUAUACUUUCAUUAAAAGUUGUCAAAUCACAAGACAUGAUGAAGUCAUCAGAAACGGAAAUCCCAACAGACGGUUUUGACGAGUUCACAAUUCCCGAUGAUAAUGAUAUAGAAUUAUUCGAAGAUUCCUGA
Acaulospora morrowiae is the source of this 1761-nucleotide messenger RNA. Lineage: Eukaryota; Fungi; Glomeromycota; Glomeromycetes; Diversisporales; Acaulosporaceae. The record is from the annotation of a GenBank genome assembly.